AUGGCGGGAAAGACGCAAAUGCUUCAACUCCUCCAGCGCAUACAGGAGACGUGCAAGCAACGUCUUGGGGCAUGUGCAGAAGAACAGUGGCCUGCAGAAGGUCCGGCACUGUCGCUUGCCACGCUGAUGCGUCAGCUCCGUGCCGAGGCGGGAGAGACGCCUGUGCGGUUGCCGCUUGGAGGCGCGCUGGCGGAGGCGGCGACACCGCCGAAGCCAUUGAAGCCAGUCCUCUACCUGACACCGGACGGUGCGCUUCGCCCGGCAUCGAUGCAGCGCAGGCCUGCGAAGCCGAAGCAGGCGUCGCCCGCACUGCACGUAGCGUCCAUGGCACCCGAGAGCUUGCAAGAAUCGCGGCGGGAAAAAUCAUCGCUGAGGGUGCGGGGGGAGUCAGAUUUUGGUGUUGCUUUGUGCGUCCCGUCGCCGUCUUUUAUGGCUCCCGUUGACGGCGCCACGGAGGCGCCGUUGCAGCAACCGUCUUUGCUUGCGGCCGCCGCCGAAAGCGGUCUCGUGGAGACAUUGAGCUGCGUGUGCGCUCCCACCACAGUGAACGCAGCGACCAAAGCAGAGAUCUUUACGUUAGAGGAACAGGCUGAGGCACUUUACACUAUCGUUUAUUUGGUAUUCCACGUCGGCAACAGCGGGUGCAGGGUGCGACCGGAUGAGUGUGCGGCCAAGCGAGGUGACAACGAGGAAGAGAGAUGCGGCACGUCGCUCAUGUGCAAAAUUGACCUUUUGCAGUUGACUGUGACGACAUGUGACCUCUUGAAACGCGUUGUGGAGCGGGCAUUUGGAGUUGGAGGGGAACCUGGCGAAGCAGAACGCAAAGGGAAGAAUGAGGAUGAGGGGGAUGUUCAAACGCAGCGUGCCCUCAUUGCCGUUUUCAACGCGAUUUUCAUUUUACUUGGCUGCAGGAAUCUACACCACUGGCAGGAUGAGGAUGCCUGGGAGCUGGGUGCGGCGGAGCUGCCGUUGAAGCGGCUCUCCUUUGUGCAAGAGAAAACGGGCCAAGAGCUUGACUGCUUCCUCUACUUUGACGCGGAUUCACCAUCGUUUCAGUUUAUGUUGGCGGCGCUCACGGAGAAAGGGCUGUGGCAGUACCUGCUGCGCCACGUGGCCUUUUCCGUCCUGCCGAGGUUUGGGGGGGCGUGUGAGGAGCACGCCUACCACGCUGCAGGAUCCAUCGCAGAGGAGGGGGCAGCCGACGUCUCAGAGCAUCAGCGGGCAGCAUGCACUUUUGGUGUGCAGCUGACACUUAAAAUGAUGACACUCCUGCUUCUGCGGGACGUCACCGCGGCACAGCGAGACCUCUCGGGCAUUUUGUACUGUCUCACCUCGGCAGAGGCAGAGGAACUGGAUACACGGUGGCAUCGUGUCUUUCCAAGGCCCAAUGAGGGGAAUCCCCACCACCAACUCUCUUCGCUGGAGAAGCAGCUUGUGUUUACGCUACAGCAGCUAUCACGCUUCUUGGUGCUUCGCCGCUUUGCGUGCUACGCAGCGAAUGCCAUGCAUGUCUUAUUGACACGUUUGCUAUUCCUGCAUGCACCCAUGAACGUUGACGAGCAUGCCGUUCUGUUGGGUAUGUUCUUUGCGGAUGGGCACUCCUCUUCUUUUCUGAUGCACGUGCCUGCAAUGACGCAUGAAACGACAAUGACGGAUUCCAUCCAUCUCCGUGAAGGCAAUACUUCUGCCUGUGACCACAACCCCGCAUCAGCGUUGGUGGUUUCCCACGUCCUUAACCACCUUCUGCAUCUCUUUUCGUUUAACCUCGCCCUGCAACGCAAGGAGGUGAGUCGUGUUACUCCGGCGAAACCGAAGUCCGGGUAUUGUACGGCCACAACAAGCACCGAACUUACCCUCGCCGCGGCACUUCUGUCAGUGGUGUUGUUGCUGGAAAAGAAACCGCGGCAACGCAGUGGGAAAGUGGAGGAGGAGCAUGGAUCUCCUCCUCCUGCGUGCGGUGGGAUGUCGGUUGAGGCGAUAAUGACACAGCACAAUGUGUACAGAUGCUGCGAGGAAUCGUCAGGGUUUCAGACGGCAGUGUCAGCCGGAUUGGGUCGAACCCAUCAAGUGAUUCUUUUUUUGUCUACUGUCACUGCCCAGAAGGACGAUGAACCCGUAUCCACGCUGCGUCUCGAAGGAACACAUUUAACGGCAUUUUCGCAUCUAGUUUGCCCCAACGCCCCUCUCCCCCCAUUCUUGAAUCGAAGGGCAGUGGAGUCGGAGGCAUGGGCGGAGACGCUCACCGUUGCUGUUUGCAGCACGGCCCCCAUCGCCAGCACUGUAGCUGUUCGGCGCAGGAAAGCAGAGACAAGUUUUUCUUGCACACUAGCAUGCCCAGUGCUCCCGGAAACUUUGAGGCGUGAGCUGGAGAGGUGCGAGGAUGUUGGACGCGGUGGAUAUGGCUUAGGUGAUCGAGUUUUGCAGGUGUAUGUGAAGUUGCCCCUGACGAAGGAGUUUACCGGUGCAAACAUGGCUAGUGGCGGCGGCGCCAAAGCUGCAGCUGUUGCCCAACUGGAGGAGUCCCCACCCCCAAUGUUUUUUGGGUAUGAGCCCAUCAGUUUCAGGGACGGUUUACAAGAGGGUAGAGGCGGCAGCAAUAAAAACAUCAAUAACGACAACACUGGUGGUGGAAUUGCCGGUGGGAAUGUGCUGUCAGCGCCCUUCUCCAGGGAGAAGAAGGGGCCGCUGUGGAGGCUGGGCACCAUCUUUGUGAAUCGUGAUGCUCCAAGGCAUACCCUAGUGGUGCACAACAUGUCAUGCUCCCCGUCGCCACAGCGCAGUACAAUGACGUACACCGCUUCUGUUGAUUUAACGAUCGUUAGGGUGCCCCGCGAAGAGGAUGACGAGGCUGAAGCAGACACAUGGCCCUUCGAUGCUGUCAUCCUUGCCUGUAGCACGAAGCACGGCGAUGAGCUUCAGCUCCUGUCGCAGCCGCCACAGAAAUUUAUUAUUUCCACACACAAGGGACAAGGAAGGGCCUCCUUAGAGCCGCGUAGGAGAAGCAACGAAAAGGAGGGCUCGAAGUCCCAGCACGAUCGCCGUCGAAGAGCGGCGCGGCAACGGCAGCGGCCAUCGCCGCCUUGGGAAGGACCCAAGCGAGGAAAAGUUCUGCAAUGCAGUGUGUCGCGUCGCGAAGGUGAGGCUGCCGCCACCACCACCGCUGCAGAAACUACCUCGUUGAUUGCUGCUACGGAGCAGCAUCCCCCGUCCGGCAUAGGGACGAGUUUACCCUACACGAAAAAAGGGUUGGGCGCUUCGAGUAGGAGUGGCCCGGAGGCGCAGGGGAGUUAUUUCUGCCGUGACAAUGGCAAUGACGAGCGCCAACGCCAACAACCUCCAUGCGAUGAUGACAAGAUGUUUACAGACCUUGAUGCCUACGUGGCCAGCAUAAAACCGGUUCAGGCGGUGGAUGUUGGCCUGCAACGCAUGGAGAAGGAAGCGGUGCUGCUGCAACAGCAGCUAGAGCAAUUGAAUGCACGUGAGGUGGCGUUGCAUCGACGACUCCAAGAAGUCACGGAGCAGCGUGAGGAACUGAUAAACGCUCUGGCAGACCGGCGUGUGGAGGUUGAGCUCUGCCACACAGAAAUUAUUGCUCCCCUGCGAAGGGAGGUGACACUGCUUCGCCACUCUCUCAGUUUGAGAAACCAGGAAAUGAGCUCUGUUAUCUCACUUUGCCACACACUGCGGAGCGAAAACGAGUCCAUGGCCGAGGUUAUACGUGGCAUGCGCAUUAGCUUAGAGGGUUUGGCACAAAAUGCAGAGAAGUGUAAAUAA
Trypanosoma rangeli is the source of this 3774-nucleotide messenger RNA. RefSeq lists its product as uncharacterized. The transcript has a single exon. Lineage: Eukaryota; Euglenozoa; Kinetoplastea; Trypanosomatida; Trypanosomatidae. The coding region runs from base 1 to 3774 and encodes 1257 amino acids. The record is from RefSeq and is a predicted model, not a curated record.